This is a messenger RNA of Pocillopora damicornis (cauliflower coral), 2068 nucleotides long. RefSeq lists its product as uncharacterized. NCBI's taxonomy places the organism in Eukaryota, Metazoa, Cnidaria, Anthozoa, Scleractinia, Pocilloporidae. The record is from RefSeq and is a predicted model, not a curated record.
ACGGCUGAUGAAAAAAUGACAUCGACAAAACGACCUCCUACAAAAUCCUUAGCUUCUGUAUUCCAGAUUUUUCAUCUGGUGUUAACAAUUCUAUCGAUAGCAGUUCUUUCGUACAAGGUUUUUCGCCUUGAGAGUGAAUUGUCGUUUAUUCGGGAAGAGCUGUCGACUUCUGAUCGCAAUGGUGACAAGAAAACAAAUCUUCCGCUUUUUACAACCGCGAGAAGCGAGAUUGCGGAGAGCAGGAGUGAUCGAUACCGGCGGCAAAUUAGCAAAUCUGAAAUGUAUGGAGUAAGGCAGAAGAUAGAGAACGCUGUUUGUAUUCGAAAAGCCCUGCAGGAUUUUCAGGUCAAGCACGCAGUAAAUGGAACUGGGAAGUUUAUCUGCCUGAAAGGUGCUCAGGGCCCUCCAGGAAAACAAGGGGCUCGCGGUCGUCGCGGUCGUCGCGGUCGUCCAGGCCCAGCUGGUAAACUUGGGCCACCCGGCGCGAGAGGACCCAGAGGAGCCCCUGGAAUGAGUCCAAAAAUCAAUGUUGCAUACAUUGAGGAGUUGACCAAACGAAUGGAAUCUCAAGUCACAUUAUUUGCUCCUCCUCGGUUCUCCUCCAAGAUUCCCUCCUCAAUUUCUGUCAGAGAAGGAAAUAACUUGUCUCUUCGAAUUUCUGCCUCCGGUAACCCAGUCCCAAAGAUCACGUGCUCUUUACAGAGUAAAAUCCAAGGUAAUGGUGGACGAAUCCUAGUUACUAAUGAGAAGCUUGAGAUGAGGAACGUCAGAUUUUUAGAUCAAGGAAAGAUAGAAUGUCUGGCAGAGAAUGUAUUUGGUACUCAAGUGGCACGUGUGAAACUUAUCGUCUUUGGUCCUCCAAGAUUCUCUAACACACUCCCAGGAAAAGUGACCGGCUUUCUCGGUAAAACGACAAAACUUCUGUGUGACGUGGUCGGCUUCCCCACCCCUGUGGUUGAAUGGAACAGGUCUCCCCCAGCCCCACUCCCUCAGGGUCGCAGUUCAUUAACAAAUAGAAGUAUGUUUAUUGAAAAUAUUAAAAGUGGCGACGAGGGGGUGUACCUGUGUACCGCGAGGAAUGAACAUGGAAUGGUGAUUCAUGGCACCUUUUUGAAAGUCGAAUCAGUCGUUCCUCCUGAGUUCUCCAAAACACCCUCUUCUUCAAUCUCUGCACCGGGAAUUCGAGAAACUCUGCGGAUCAGCUGCUCUGCCAAAGGUUCACCUCUGCCUACAGUCACGUGGUACAAGAAUGACUUCAACGUCAUCAACGUUAUGAAUAACGUCACCAAUGACGAGUUUACAAGCGAGCUUGUGAUUAAUGCCUUCCAGCCUGAGGACCAGGGCACCUACAGCUGCGUCGCUCGUAACGUGUAUAACGAUACAGUAAACACGAAUUCAAGAGUGUUUCUACCCAACUGUGGCAACCCGGUAAAUAUAGCCAAUGCAAUGAUCAUGAAAAGCAACAAUUGGGCAGGAGAAUUUGUCAGGUACCUCUGUCAUCCGGGAUACACCAUGAUUGGGCCCGCGGUGAGACGAUGUUUACCCAGCGGUAAAUGGAGCGGAGAAAAUACCUCGUGUACCGAUAGACAGGAAUGUUUUCAUCACACCAUCAUUGAUGACGACACCAGGCGAGUGGGUUACGAUGGCGCCAGCCACAAGUGUGACGAUAAUCUCAUUGAGAGCUGGUACCGAUUUCUAGAGGGAAGACAAAUGAACACCAACUGUGCAAAAUUUCAUUCCUGCGAUACGGAACGCGCAGGUUGGUUAGUCGGCGGCCAUCCGUCAGCUGAAGAUGGAAGAGUAACCAAGAAAGUAUGUUUCGGCCGAACUGCUCCUUCGUGUACUUGUGCCUAUCAUACCUACAUACAGGUACGAAACUGUGGAUCGUUUUACGUGUAUAAGCUGAAACCCAUUACAGUCUGCAAAGAUACCUAUUCUGCGUCGCGAUAUUGUACCAACUAAGAACACAGAGUAGGGUUGACGAAUGGUACCUAACGAAAAAUUGUCUCGAAAACUUUAAAUCCACCUCAAAAUCUGGUCAGCUUUUAUGAUGCGAAUGUCUUGUAUU